Messenger RNA from Fusarium graminearum PH-1, 1623 nucleotides. RefSeq lists its product as uncharacterized. Gene Ontology annotation, biological process: Golgi to endosome transport; endocytosis. The record is from RefSeq and is a predicted model, not a curated record. Lineage: Eukaryota; Fungi; Ascomycota; Sordariomycetes; Hypocreales; Nectriaceae. The coding region runs from base 1 to 1623 and encodes 540 amino acids. The transcript has 4 exons. Gene Ontology annotation, molecular function: phospholipid binding; clathrin binding. Gene Ontology annotation, cellular component: endosome; clathrin vesicle coat; plasma membrane.
AUGAACGAUAUCAAGAACACGGUUUCCAACCUGACCUUGUAUGACCUCAAGGCAGGCUUCCGGAAGGCCCAGAAUGCUGUCAUGAACUUUACCGAGAUGGAGGCCAAGGUGCGCGAGGCCACGAACAACGAGCCAUGGGGUGCUUCAUCUACCCUGAUGCAAGAGAUCGCAAACGGAACAUUUAACUACCAAACCCUCAACGAGAUCAUGCCCAUGAUCUACCGUCGCUUUACCGAGAAGGCUGCUGAGGAAUGGCGCCAAAUCUACAAGGCUCUUCAAUUGCUCGAGUUUCUUAUCAAGCACGGCUCCGAACGUGUAAUUGAUGAUGCCAGAGGACACAUUUCUCUUCUCAAGAUGCUUCGCCAAUUCCACUUUAUCGACCAGAACGGAAAGGACCAGGGUAUCAACGUGCGCAACCGAGCCAAGGAGCUGGCCGACCUACUUAGCGAUGUGGAUCGUAUUCGAACCGAGCGCAAGAAAGCGCGUGCGACUAAGAACAAAUAUACCGGUGUUGAGGGUGGCGCAACCUUUGGCGGCGGCUUCUCAAGCGGCAGCUCUGGUCGUUAUGGCGGCUUUGGUAGCGAGAGUGCUGGUUAUGGUGGAGGCAGCGGCAGCGGCAGCGGCCCUGGCAACUUUGGCGGAUACUCUGGCGGUGUCUAUGGUGAUGGUGGCGGUUUUGGUGGUGAGACUGAUGACUGGCGAGGAGAUGGUGCUGCUAGCAGAGGGGAACGCUUCGAGGAAUACGAUGAGUUUGACGAGGGCGAGCGACCUUCUGCCAGUUCAUCGAGGGCUGCUGCCAAGCGACCAGAGCGCGCUCCUGCUAAGAAGGCUGCUGCCGAGCCACCCAAGAAGAAGGAACCCGAAGUUGAUCUCUUCUCCUUUGAUGACCCUGCGCCAGCAUCUUCUGCAGCUCCUUCAGCCUCGAACAGUUCUGGCUUUGCUGCCCUGGCCCCUAGCAAUGCUGCCGCUCCUGCGCAAGCCGACGACGACGACGAGUUCGAUGACUUCCAAUCAGCUGCACCUGCUCAGGCCACACCAAUGCAAAGCCCUGCCGUGACAUCGAUGGCCUCUUCGACUGCUCAGUUCGUAGCUCCUCAGCCUCAGUCUGCCCCCCAACAGGCUGAUAUUAGCCAAAUGGUCAGCAUGGCAUCGAUCUCGCCCGCACCGAGUGCCUCAGGCACUCCAGGAGCAAACUACUCUGCCUUCAGCAUCCCUGCUGCUCCCGCGGCACAGGCCCCUAAGCCUGCCGGCUUCCAGCAAUCUGGCCCCAACUACUUCAGUCCUGUCCAGGCACAGGCAUCCAAGCCCACAACGUCUGCCUUUUCUGGCAUGGGCACUUCCAAUGCUGCUCCCAGCACUCCCACUACCAUGGCCAACAUGAAGCCCGUUACUAGCUCCUCAGCCAAGCCAGCUGCUGCUGGCGGAGACGCCUUUGGAGCUCUAUGGGGCAAGGCCAGUGGUGGCGUCAAGAAGCCUGAGACGCCUAAGGCUGGACCUGCACUGGGCCAGCUCGCCAAGGAGAAGAGCAGUGCUGGAAUCUGGGGUGCACCGGCAGCUGGAUCCUCUAGUGGCAGUGCUCCUCCCAAGACUGGUGGCUCUGCUAUGGACGACCUCCUGGGCUAA